This is a messenger RNA of Plasmodium gonderi, 2103 nucleotides long. Its product is annotated as YL1 nuclear protein. The transcript has a single exon. Gene Ontology annotation, cellular component: nucleus. Lineage: Eukaryota; Apicomplexa; Aconoidasida; Haemosporida; Plasmodiidae. Gene Ontology annotation, molecular function: ATP-dependent H2AZ histone chaperone activity. The record is from RefSeq and is a predicted model, not a curated record. The coding region runs from base 1 to 2103 and encodes 700 amino acids. Gene Ontology annotation, biological process: chromatin remodeling; regulation of DNA-templated transcription.
AUGAGGAAAGGGAAAUCCUGUGGGAGUAAAAGAAGAACUAAAUGCCAAGAUAUUGUGAGAGAAUCGGAUGAAAGCUUCAUCGACAGUGUUGAAGAGGAGGAACUGGAAGAGGCUGAAGAUGAAGAACACACAAGGGGAGAAGUGGAAGCAGAUGAGGAAGAGGAGGAUGAAGGAGAGGAUGAAGGAGAAGACCUAGAAGAGGACGAAGAAGAGGAUGAAGGAGAGGACGAAGAAGAGGAUGAAGGAGAAAACGAAGAGGAUGAAGGAGAAGACGAAGAGGAAGAAGAAGAAGAAGAAGAAGAAGAAGACGAAGAGGAAGAGGAAGAAGAGGACGAAGAUGAAGAAGAGGACGAAGAUUACGAGCUGAAAAAUUACGGUAUAGCACUUGAGAUGCCGCAACGAAAGAAUAGAGGAAAAAACCUAAAAAAACUAAUUGGGGAAGAUUUGGAAAAAGAUGAAAAAUUUUGGAAUGAUAGCAUUUGGGAAGAAGAAGAAAUAGACGAAGAAUAUGUAAAUUCAGAAGGGGAAGAAGAAUAUAUAGAUAUUACCGAUUCUGAUUUUGACGAUGAUGGUAUAGACGAUGAAGAAGAUGAAGACGAAGAUGAAGCGGAGAGGAACGAAUUAUAUGAUGAAGAAGAAAAAAAAAAGAAAAAAAAAAUGUAUUCCUAUUUAGAAAAAUUAAAAAAACAAACACAUAAUAAUGCAUUAAGACAUAAAUUAAUGAAAAAGGCAAAGUACUAUGAUAGAAAAAGAAUUGGUAUGAAAUAUGGAACACAUCAACAUGUUGGGGAUAAUAAAGCGACAAGGAAAAAGGAUGAAAAUAAAUUAAAAAAUGAAAGAAUGUUAAAAAAACAGAAGCAAGCUGAAAUUUCAUAUAUGGUAUUAAAUAGAUCUACAAGAAACACUACAAGACAAAAGACAGAGCAAAUUCAAAAGCUUUCUGAAUUGAGAAGAAUUAAAAAGGAAAAUCGUUUUAAAAAAUUUUACGAAAAUAGAACAAACAAAAAACGUAUGCAAAGAGAAAUGACAAGAGAAGAAAGAUUAGAAGAAGCAAAAAUAACUGAGCAGUACAAUUUGCAAUCACUUUUAGAAUUACAAGCAUGGGAAGAGGAUAAAAAAAAAUAUAUAGAAAGCAAAAAAAUUUUAUAUCAUAGACCGAAAAAUGUUUUUAUUAGUUAUUCUUAUUCAAAAGACAAUGCAUUUCCAUCAAACGAAAAUUUGAAGUAUGAAAUCGAUUCAUAUUACGUGAAUUAUUCAUCACAACUAGCCAAUACUAGCGUAGAAGGAAAUCUUUUAUACGACCCUCUAAACAACAUUAAUAUGUCUCAAAGUUGCAUGAACAACAACAAUGAUGUUAUAAAAAGUAAUAACGGCAUAAAUCAAGCUGAUGAAUUAUUUAAAAUGAAAGAAAUAGUUCCUAAGGAAGAAAAGCAUGUGCCCAACGAUGAUGUAUCAUCUGAUAACAUAAGCGAUAUGAGCCAAAAAAAAAAAAACGAUGAUAAUGGUAAUGUUAUGACUGAAAACGAAGAUGAUGUUUGCACAAAUAAAAAAGUAGAAAUUGAAAAUUCAAACAAAAAACAACCGUUUCAACCAGUUCAGUUGGAUAAUCUGGAUGAUCUGGACAAUUUAGAUAAAUGCGAAGAUUUACACAUAGAAUAUUUAAAUGAAAAUGAUGAAAUAAAUUUUGGGACACAAGGGAAUAAAAAUAAUACAAAAUCCAUAAAUGGAAAUAUCCAGAAAGUAUUAAACAAAAAAAAACAAAAAAAAAUUAAGACAGACACAGAAGAAAGACAAAUAUAUAUUGUUACUGAUUUGAACGAAUUAAAUAUGUAUAGUAAUUAUAACAAUAAUGUGGAACAUUUAGAAAGAGUUAAAAAUAAAAAUAACUUAUGUGCAAUUACCAAUUUAGAAGGAAAGUAUUUUGAUCCACUAACCCAAAAAUAUUUUAAUAAUUCAGAAGCGUUUAAAUUAUUACGAUUUAAUUAUCACAAAGAAACAUAUGAUGACAUCAACGACCAGGUCUCCAGGAUGCUUGACCUUUUUGAUAACAAGUUAAAUGAAAUAGGAGAAAAUAUGAAAAAUACAGUUUUCGACAAUUUUUAA